Molecule: messenger RNA, 4542 nt
Organism: Macadamia integrifolia
Lineage: Eukaryota; Viridiplantae; Streptophyta; Magnoliopsida; Proteales; Proteaceae
Product: probable serine/threonine-protein kinase SIS8
Exons: 13
Coding region: 987-4181 (1064 amino acids)
Biological process (GO): protein phosphorylation
Molecular function (GO): ATP binding; protein kinase activity
Source: RefSeq, a predicted model, not a curated record
CAAUCCUUAAAGAGGAAAUGGAUUUUUUUUUUGCAGAUGAAAUGAAACCAGAGUAUUCAGUGAGGUCAUGGACAGUAAAACUCCGAAGAGUCCACCUCCAAUGGCGAAAUGAAACCAGAGAAUUCAGAGAUAUGGGUCAUUUUCAACUCAUUUAUUGGGUUACUUAUCCCAAAGGCAACGACUGUUUUGGCAAUUAAAUACUUCCAAUCUGAAUCUGUAGUUAAAAAAGUUAGCCCUUUUUGGUGACGAUUUGAUUUCAAAUAUAAAAACAGAAUUUUAAUUUGCACUCCAAUGACCAUUCUAAUCCACGACAAAAUUCUAACUCAUGCCACCCUUGGGACUUGGGACUUGGGACUUGGGAGUCAUCGGUUAGAUGCCUCUCUGGUCUCUGUCUUCUCCCACUAAACUUUCUUAUUUGGGUGUGUGCGUCUCUCUCACCUUACGCUGUUGAAGAAACCAAAAGAGUGUGAGAAUAUUCCCAAUCGAUCGAGUUUCUAUCAACGUGCAAUCUGGAAAUCAUUUUGACACAAUCCCGAUGUAGAUAUCUUCUGCUCUUCAAGGUAACAAGUAGUAGUUCUUUUCAUCUCUUCCCCAUACGAAUUGGCUGUUCUGCAGUGGAUCUUUUACACUUCUUCCUUAUGUAUCUUCGGGCUUGGGUUUUGUUCUAUUGUAGAAAGAAGAGGUUCCUGUAAAUCAGUAACUGUAUCUGGUUAUUAUUUAUAUGACUUGGACUGAAGUGGGUUUUGCUUCAAAUGGUUGUUCUGGUUCAUGGGUCUGAUGUAUUCGUAGUAAGUAUUCUGGGGAGUUGAUGUGGUGCUUGCGGAAAAGUGCUUUCUGGGUUAUCAGUAAAUGAUUCUUGUCUGUUGUGAGGUAUCGGUAAAGUUUUGAAUUUUUCGUGUUGAUGAACAUGGAGAGGGUGCCAUGGUUCUACUGUUGCUGUAUUUUCUUCUUCUGAUAUCGGGUUUAUUAAACCUCCCCAAAGCAGCAUGAAGAACCUUCUAAAGAAGCUCCAUAUCGUGCCCAACCAGGCAGAAGGGUCUGAGAGGUCUACAUCUUUGAAGGGUAAUCGGUCGAAUGAUGAUUCCUCUGGCAGGUCAUCACUUACUCGUUCUUCACCAUCCCAUCAUCCUGAGCAGAAGCCGUUCGCUAAUAUCACUGGCUGGUUAAAUUCUGUUACCAAUAGAAAAAGUUCGAGUCAUCCCUCAUCUUCUAAUGUGGGAGCGAUAGAAGAGACAAGGGAUCCAUCCAAUUCGGAAGCUGUGUCGGAUACGUUGAGAUGGAAUUCAGAGUCAAGCAAUACAAGGGAUCCUGGGAUGGAAGAAGAUUAUCAGAUACAACUGGCAAUGGAAUUGAGUGCAAGCGAGGAUCCUGAGGCAGUUCAGAUUGAGGCUGUAAAGCAGAUUAGUUUGAGCUCUUGCCCACCCCAGAACACUCCUGCGGAGGUUGUUGCUUACAGAUACUGGAAUUACAAUGCUCUUAACUAUGAUGACAAGAUCCUAGAUGGUUUCUAUGAUCUAUAUGGCAUUGUGUCUGGGUCUACAUCAGAAAAGAUGCCUUCCCUUGUUGAUCUGCAAGGAGCACCAGUGUCAGAUGGUAUCAGCUGGGAAGCAGUUCUGGUCAAUAGGGCAACUGAUUCGGAUCUAUUAAAACUUGAACAGAAGGCUCUAAUGAUGGCUCUUGAGUCCAGGUCAGGAUCUCUUGAUCCUGCAGGUACUGAUAUGGUACAAAAGCUCGGUGCUUUAGUUGCUAACUACAUGGGUGGACCAGUUGGGGAUCCAGAGAACAUGUUGAAAGCAUGGACGAAUCUUAGUAACUGUUUAAGAGAAACUGUAAGGAGCAUGGUGCUGCCUCUUGGUUCUUUGACCCUUGGUCUGGCUCGCCAUCGUGCAUUAUUGUUCAAGGUUUUGGCUGAUUGUGUCGGCAUUCCGUGUCGGUUACUGAAAGGGCAGCAGUAUAUGGGUUCUGAUAAUGUGGCAAUGAACAUUGUAAAGGUUGGUGAUGGAAGGGAAUACAUUGUUGAUCUGAUGGCUGACCCUGGCACACUUAUCCCGUCUGAUGCAGUGGGACCACAUAUCGAAUAUGAUGAACCAUUCUAUGGGGUCAGGCCCUUUCUUAGAGAUGUUGACCUCUCUGCUGUAGAAUCCUCUAGCAGCGGAGUUUACUCGGGAUUUGAGCCUUUUAACGAGAGAUCCAGGUCCGGGGGUCUUGCUGGUAGAGAAAAGAACUACACUGUAGAAGACUAUCCAGAUGAGCUAAUAGGUAUUGAAAAUCCAAGAGUUGGCUCUUCACAGGAACCUCCACCAGAGCCAAUGAAGGGUGAGGUUGUAUCCAAGUUAUAUUCCAAUGAUUCUGAGGAUUCCUCCAAGGUGGAUAAGGUAAUGGCUCCUGGCAGGCCUACCCAUCCUUUUACGCGUGCAAGAUCUCCUUCGUGGACUGAAGGUGUCAGUUCCCCUGCUGUGCGUAGAAUGAAAGUGAAAGAUGUAUCACAGUACAUGAUUGAUGCUGCCAAAGAGAACCCACAAUUAGCUCAGAAGCUUCAUGAUGUGUUGCUGGAAAGUGGUGUUGUGGCACCUCCCAGUUUGUUCACCGAAAUAUAUAAUGAACUGGAAGAUGCCUCAAUUGUUGAAGUAAAGAAACAAACAGAAGAUAAGGAUGAAAAGAAAAAGAGGGGGAACGGAACCCCGCAAGAAAAUCAUGCUGGUGCUGGCCAGUUUUUGCCUCCUGUUCCUUACCAUGGUGUGCAGUCAAAACCAAGUAUUUCAGGCGUUCAAGUGAAGCGUAUAGAGGGUUUGGAUGUCAACCACCCACUUAAUUUAGGCGAAGUGUCUGAACUACCUUAUUCAUCAGGAUCUGAAGUACCUGCUGCUUUGGCUCUGGAGACUUCCGGAGCGAAAUUUGUUCCUGUUGCUGCUGCUGCUGCAGCUGUUGUUGCAUCUUCAAUGGUAGUUGCUGCAGCCAUGUCAAGCAAUGAUUCAAACACUGUACUUCCUGCUUCAGCUGUAGCCACUGCCACUGCUGCGGUUGUAGUUGCAACCACAGCAGCUGUCAGUAAGCAAUAUGAGCAAUCAGAGUCUUGUGUCCCCUUGCCAGGUGGUGCUUCAUGUUUCAACCAACUGGGUAGUGUGCAGCAUGAUGGUGAUGCGGAGGAUGCUGAGUAUGCACCACGAGGAAGUGGUGACCAGGAGCAUGAUGCUUGUGUUGCUCACGCAGAAGCUGAGAGAAAUUCAGACAGAUCAGCAGGUAAUGAUAGUUCAAAAUCUGACAUCGCACUUGAUGAUGUUGCUGAGUGGGAAAUCCCAUGGGAGGAAAUCACCUUGGGUGAUCGUAUUGGACUUGGGUCAUAUGGAGAGGUGUACCGUGGAGAAUGGCAUGGAACUGAAGUUGCCAUUAAGAAGUUCUUAGACCAGGAUAUUUCCGGUGAUGCUCUGGAAGAAUUCGGAAGUGAGAUCCGAAUCAUAAAAAAAUUACGGCAUCCCAAUGUUGUUCUCUUCAUGGGUGCGGUAACACGUGCUCCAAAUCUUUCAAUUGUUACAGAAUUUCUUCCUCGAGGUAGUUUGUAUAGAUUAAUUCACCGCCCUAACAAUCAAUUAGAUGAGCGAAGGCGUUUGAGGAUGGCCCUGGAUGUUGCUAGAGGGAUGAAUUAUCUGCACAACUGUACACCGGUAAUUGUUCAUCGUGAUCUGAAGUCUCCAAAUCUUCUUGUUGAUAAAAAUUGGGUUGUGAAGGUUUGUGAUUUUGGAUUAUCACGAAUGAAACACAAUACAUUUCUCUCUUCGAGGUCAACUGCUGGGACAGCCGAGUGGAUGGCUCCUGAAGUAUUAAGAAAUGAACCUUCAGAUGAGAAAUGUGAUGUGUUUAGCUUUGGUGUCAUAUUAUGGGAGCUCUCUACGUUGCAACAACCUUGGGGAGGGUUGAAUCCCAUGCAAGUUGUUGGUGCUGUUGGAUUCCAGCAUCGGCGCCUUGAUAUUCCUGAAGAUAUGGAUCCAGUUGUUGCAGAUAUCGUAAGGAAAUGUUGGCAAACAGAUCCAAAGAUGCGACCUUCUUUUGCUGAGAUCAUGGCAGCACUGAAGCCAUUACAAAAGCGUAUAACAAAUUCUCAAGUGCCUAGACACAGGGCACCACUAAGCAGUGGCCAGGUGAAGGGGGAGACAUCACUGGGUACAGAAGAGAAAGAAGGCUAAAGGAAUUCAGAAUUAAAUUGCGGUUGGAGUCAUCAACAUUAUAAGUCAGCUAGAGUGACAAAAGUGUGCAUUGUUGUGUCAUUCUGGCCGAUGUUAGGAAGGUUAAUCAAAAGCUGUGAAUAAUCUAUCCAAUGUUUUUUUUUUUUUUCAGGUUCAGGAAUAUGUAAUUCUUUUCUUUUUCUUUCUUUUUUCCCCCACUGGUUUAUUUUUGGCUUGGCUCUGGGUUGUUCUUAAAGUUGUAUAUUUUCUGUAUUGAUCCAUUUAAAUUCUUUAAUCCAUGUUUGGGUUAAAUUUUUCUGAUAAUGACUGUAAUUGUUAAACAAUUCUUUUAAAUAUGCAGCCUUCAGUGAUGUAGCUACAA